AUGACCAACGAGAAAGAUGUAAAACCGUUGGUUGUUAGAAUAAUACUGAUAGUUGGUGGAAUUCUGGGAGCACAUCGAUUAUAUUUGAAGCAAGUUCCAGAAGCAUUCGUAUUCUUCUCUACUUUUGGAGUGUUUCUUAUCGGAUGGCUUUAUGAUAGUUUUAUGUUCAAGUACGAAGUUGAGGCUUAUAAUCAGUUGAUAAAUCUGAACAAAGAAAACAAGGACAAAGAAAAGUGGAAGAAUGGUAGGCUGCAAACAGCGCAAUCCAAAUUUGUUGAGUUUUCUCUGACCCGUUUUCUGUAUUCUGUACUUUAUGGGUUAUAUAUUGGUAUUGGCACUUGGCUUGCUUGUACUCUAACUUUCGGAUGGACAGACAUCAAUUCCAUACCAUUUGUUUCAGUGGUUGCCCUGGGAAUUACAGCAGGGGUCUACAUAAUCGGACAUUGUGGUGGCCAAAGUCGCGAACUCAGCUUCAUCUGGAUUUCUAGUUUUUCAUCAAUGUUCCUUAUGGUCCGCGUUUUCCAAAGUGCAGUAUUCCGUUCUAUCUUCAUUGCUUCAAUCGUCUCCACGCUAGUUGGAAAUCGAACGGCUAAAAACAAAAGAAGUCGACACACAUGGAGACACUUUUUGUUCUGGUCAUCUCUGUUUAUGAUGCUUGUCUGUGUGAUUCUGCUAGGAUGUUCAAGAAAAAUCGGGGAGAAACAGAUAACAGCGACUCGUCCUGGAUCGUUUCGAGAAACCACUUCUGUUGGAAGUCUGAUGAGAGACCGAAUCUUUGAUUCUAAAAAGGUUUACAGUUUCUUCGAAGGAAAUCCAAUAAUCGAAUAUUCCAUAUCAGACUCCUCACAAACUGAAAGAUCAACAGCGUCUAAAAAAAGUAAUUCUUUCUGGCAACACGUUUGGAGUGGAGAGUUGUUUGAUGAGCUCACCGGUGCUGCUCAUCUCACAAAAAUCGAUUGGGUUGAGUUAACGAUGACGUUUAUUGUAGACGUCCUUCGUGCAGAAGCACGUGUUAUUAAUAAAUCAUCGACGGUUGAACCGUUCAAAUGGGCUCUCUGGAGGAAUUAUCUGAUCCAUCGCUUUUCACUGGACCCGUUGGUUUCCGAUGAUCACAUCAGAUCAGAAUGCAAAAAAUGGCAACAAGAGCAAAAUCAGAAACGGGAGAGCUCUGAAAAAGACUUCAGCAUGAUUGCCGCUAAACGAGGAUGUGCUACAUUCCAAUCGUGA
Messenger RNA from Caenorhabditis briggsae, 1227 nucleotides. NCBI's taxonomy places the organism in Eukaryota, Metazoa, Nematoda, Chromadorea, Rhabditida, Rhabditidae. The transcript is spliced from 10 exons. Bases 1 to 1227 code for a protein of 408 amino acids. Gene Ontology annotation, biological process: endocytosis. The record is from RefSeq and is a predicted model, not a curated record. Gene Ontology annotation, cellular component: early endosome; plasma membrane.